Molecule: messenger RNA, 1953 nt
Organism: Schistocerca serialis cubense
Lineage: Eukaryota; Metazoa; Arthropoda; Insecta; Orthoptera; Acrididae
Product: Down syndrome cell adhesion molecule-like protein 1
Exons: 11
Coding region: 1-1953 (650 amino acids)
Biological process (GO): dendrite self-avoidance; homophilic cell-cell adhesion; axon guidance
Cellular component (GO): plasma membrane; axon
Molecular function (GO): cell-cell adhesion mediator activity
Source: RefSeq, a predicted model, not a curated record
AUGUUGGAUAGUAGAGCAGCAACUAUCGGAUACAGCUUCCGUCCCCGCGCCGUGCGCCUCGCCACCGCCCUCCCCGCAGACCGGAUUAACAGUAGUCAGUGCGCCAAAGAUGCAAGUGAUGGUCGAUCUUUAAUCUCUCUUCUAGACGCUCACAGCACGCGUGCUGACGGCUACUUUGCCUACAGGUGGUACCGGGGCCGCGGCGGGCAAACCGUUGCUGUGGCGACGGACGAGCGCGUGAUCCAGGUGGGCGGCAGCCUGUACCUGCGCAGCGCCCAGCUGGAGGACUCUGGCCGCUACACCUGCGUCGUCAACAACAGCGUGGGCAGCGAGCGCGCCUCCACCUCGCUGCUCGUCACCAAGCAGCUGUCGGCCUACAUGAGCCCGCAGGUACAGGUCGUGGACGUGGGGAAGACGGCGGUGUUCAACUGCACCACAGAUGGCCAUCCCAAGCAGUCGGUUGUCUGGCUCAAGGAUGCACAGCUGCUCACCCCCUCCAGCAGGGUGCGCCUGCUCGCCUCAGAGACGCUGAAGAUUGUACACGUGGAAAGAUCAGAUAGGGGAAUGUACCAGUGCGUCGUGUCCAAUGCGGAAGAAACGGCCCAAGGGACGGCUCAAUUGAAGCUGGGUGACGCGACGCCGGUGCUGCUGCGCACGUUCGCGAACGCGACGCUGGCGCCCGGCUCUGCGUGGUCGGCGCAGUGCGAGGCGUCGGGCUCCCCGGCGCCCGCCGUCUCCUGGGCGCUGGACGGCGCGCCGCUCGAGUCGUCGCCGGGCGGGGAGCGCGUCGCCGUCAGCAACCGCGUCACCGCCGACGGCGUCCUCAGCUACCUCAACGUGUCCGCCCUGGCGCCAGAGCACGGCGGGCGCUACGUCUGCUCCGCCACCAACGCCGUCGGCUCCGUCACGCACCAGGCGUACCUGUACGUUCUUGGCCCACCGUACAUCAAACCGAUGCAGGACAGGAGAGUAGUUGCCGGAACGACUGUCACCUUCAACUGCUACGUCACGGGGUACCCUAUCAGCAGCAUUUACUGGGAGAAAGAUGGAAGACCCCUCACCGAUACCCAUCGUCAAACCCUGUUUCCAAAUGGAACUCUUCUAAUAAACGACGUUCGUAAAAUGGAUGAUGAAGGAGGAUACGUCUGCGUAGCAAGAAAUCCAGAUGGGGACACCGCCAGGAGAAAACUGAAUGUUCAAGUUAUGGUCCCUCCAACAUGGCGGCAUGAGCCUAACGACACAGAGGUCGUGCUAGGGAGCAGCCUCAUGGUGGACUGUGCAGCGGACGGGUCGCCCUUACCAAGUAUUCUCUGGAGGAAGGAGUCUCCAGUACCAAGGUCUCCAUUCCAAAACAUCCAAAGAGAUGAAAAUUUCAAAGUUCUUGAGAAUGGGAGCCUAUGGAUACAGCAUGUACUUCUAGAGGACAAAGGUUACUAUGUCUGUGAAGCUAAUAGUGGCAUCGGGCUUGGUUUGAGCAAGGGAAUCUACAUCACCGUACAUGUACCAGCAAGAUUUUCCUCGGAAUUUCGUAAUGUAACUGCGAAGAAAGACAGCACUGCAAUACUGGACUGUGUAGCCGAGGGAGAUAAACCAUUAAAAGUGCAGUGGAUUCAAGCAAACCGCUUAGUCCAACCGAAUCACGUUAAACUAGACAUCAAGGAGGAGCAUUUAGAUUUUGGACUGCGUUCAAAAAUGACAAUAAAGCAUGUUCAACGGGACGACAGUGCGACGUUUGGUUGCUUAGCCAGUAACCAGUACGGUAGUGAUCGUAUGGAAUUCCAGUUGAUCGUGCAAGAAAAUCCAGAGCCUCCAGUCAAUGUGCAUUUGAUUAAUUUUUCAAGCAGGUCACUGAAUAUAAGCUGGGAAAUGCCCUACAAUGGAAAUAGCCCGAUACACACUUUCAUAAUCCAGAUCAAAAACACUUCAGGCAAUUUAUUGGAGGCUGUUAAUUGA